AUGUCGGUAAGAAAUCGUACGGCACCCGGUCCCGACAGAAUAAGACCAGAACCUGAAGAGCCUUCCGCCAGUACUCAUCAACACCCUGGCGAGGCUCUUUACACGUUAUCUGUCGGAAUGCAAGGACAGCCAUGCGAGCAAGCAGGGUUUCGAAAAGGAUUCAGCACGAUUGACCACAUUCACACUGUUUCGAAACUCAUCGAGGUAUCACGAGAGUACAAGAUGCCGCUCUGUCUCACCUUCAUCGACUUGAAGAAGGCCUUCGACUUAGUUGAGACGGAAGCGGUAGGGGAAGCCUUGGACAACAAAGGCGUCCCUACUCAGUACAUAAAGGGUGAUACAAUCUCACCCAAAAUAUUCACAGCCACCCUCGAGAACGCAAUGCGAAAGUUGGAAUGGGACGACACGGGAGUGAAGGUUGAUGGUCGGCAGCUACACCAUUUGCGCUUUGCUGAUGAAAUCGUACUGAUAACACCUAGCAUCAGCCAAGUGGAACGAAUGCUGACCGAAUUCGACGAAACAUGUGGAUGCAUCGGUCUUCAGCUGAAUCUAGACAAGACGAUGUUCAUGCGCAACGGAUGGGUCUCGGAUGCCCCAUUUACGCUCAACGGAACGAACAUAUCCGAAUGCACCAGCUACGUUUAUCUGGGUCGGGAAUUGAACAUGAUGAACGACCUGACCCCCGAGCUGGGCAGGAAGGAAAACGCGGUGAGCGUCAUUGAACGCGCAAUUGAGAGAGUGAUGCUAGGAGUAUCCCGUUUCACGCAAAUGAGGGGCGGGAUUCGAAGUUCUCUCUUACGUCAACGAUCGAAGAUUAGAGACGCCGCCGCGUUAGCCAAGGAGAGUAAAAUAAGGAGGGCCGGACACGAUGCAAUGCGCUUUAACGAUAACCGCUGGACCAGAGCCGUGAUCGACUGGGUUCCCCGCAAUAUUAAGCGCACUACAGGAAGACCGCCGACCCGAUAG
This is a messenger RNA of Necator americanus (New World hookworm), 966 nucleotides long. RefSeq lists its product as uncharacterized. The transcript has 3 exons. The record is from RefSeq and is a predicted model, not a curated record. Lineage: Eukaryota; Metazoa; Nematoda; Chromadorea; Rhabditida; Ancylostomatidae. Bases 1 to 966 code for a protein of 321 amino acids.